This is a messenger RNA of Dendrobium catenatum, 1771 nucleotides long. Its product is annotated as protein GPR107-like. Gene Ontology annotation, biological process: transport. Bases 81 to 1421 code for a protein of 446 amino acids. The transcript is spliced from 2 exons. NCBI's taxonomy places the organism in Eukaryota, Viridiplantae, Streptophyta, Magnoliopsida, Asparagales, Orchidaceae. Gene Ontology annotation, cellular component: Golgi apparatus; membrane. The record is from RefSeq and is a predicted model, not a curated record.
GUUCCAGCAAUCUCUCUAAGUUCUGUUCCACCUCGAAGGAGAACGCGCGCCGGAGUAAAGAGAAGAGAAGCCUCUCCUCCAUGGAUAGGGCUUGGGUUCUUCAUUUAUUUUUCUUCCUUAAUCUCAUCGUAUUUUCUAAUGCAGAGAUAAAAAAACUAAAGAUCAAGAGCGACUCACGCCCUAUGAUCCUAUUCGAGAAGUUUGGAUACACGCAGCGUGGAUUCGUCGCAAUCGCCGUCUCCGACGUCUCAUUAUCCUCUUCCUUAUCCACUCCCGAUCCCUCCCUAUUCGGCUUCUUCCUUCUAUCCGAGGAGGAACUGAUCCAGGCCAUCUACGAAUCCCAGCAGCAAACCCCCAAUUCUAACCCUAAUUCCAAUGGAGACAGCACUUGCGUUCUCUCCAAGCCAUUCAUCCACUUGCUCUUCACCUUCCGUGAUCUUUACAAACCCUCGAUGAAUAACUACAACAACUCGUUCCCAAUCACCCGCCCAGAUGAAUACAGUCUCUACUUCGCCAACUGUGCACCCGAAAGCCAGGUCUCCAUGUCCGUUCGUACGGAGAUGUACAAUGUUCGUCCCGAUGGCUCCCGCGACUUUCUCUCGGUUGGUCAAGCCCCGGUCCCGUCGAUCUAUUUCUUAUUCGCUCUUUUCUACGCCAUCUUCCUCGCCGUCUGGAUCUAUUUUUCCCUUUUUAAGAACCACCUCUCCGCCCACCGGAUCCACCAGAUCAUGGCUGCCCUUCUCCUCGUAAAGGCCCUCAACCUCAUUUUUGCUGCAGAGGACCAGCACUUUAUCCGCCUUUCCGGCACGCCCCAUGGAUGGGAUGUCCUGUUCUACCUCUUCCAGUUUCUAAAGGGGGUUCUCCUUUUUACAGUCAUCAUUCUUAUCGGCACCGGCUGGUCUUUUCUUAAACCCUUUCUCCAGGACCGGGAAAAGAAAGUCCUCAUGAUUGUGAUCCCACUACAGGUCGUUGCCAACAUCGCAUCUGUUGUGAUUGGCGAGACUGGUCCGUUCAUCCAGGGUUGGAUCACCUGGAACCAGGCUUUCCUCCUCAUUGACAUUAUCUGUUGUUUUGCAAUCAUAUUCCCGAUUGUGUGGUCUAUCCGAUCUCUCAGAGAGACUUCGAAGACUGAUGGAAAGGCUGCGAGAAAUCUUGCCAAGCUUACUCUUUUCCGGCAGUUCUACAUUGUUUUGAUCGGGUACUUGUACUUCACCAGGAUUGUGGUAUAUGCGCUUAAGACAAUUGCCUCGUAUAGGUACAAAUGGGUGAGCGUGGCAGCUGAGGAGAUUGCCAGCCUUGCCUUCUAUAUCUUCAUGUUCUAUAUGUUUAGGCCGGUGGAGAAAAACAAGUAUUUUGUGCUCAACGAAGAGGAGGAGGAAGCAGCUCAGGCAGCUUUGAGAGAUGACGAGUUUGAGCUUUGAGUUCAUGUACGGUGGAGUUUGGACGUUGCCUGACUUGCAGGUGGUAUAAAGAUCAACUUGACUACAUAUGCUGCCAAAAGAGGGGAAAAAUCUUCUUUGCGGAGUGAAAGCUACUUUUGCGUUUGCAGUGCAAAUUUAUCUGGUUUUGCCAACCUAUUUUGGACGUCUUAGAUCUUCUGAUAGUUGCGAGGGUUUUAUGUUUUUUUUUUUUUAUAAUUGUGUAGGGAUGCUUAAAUAUUAGUUUGUUUGACAAUUAUGUAUUUUUUUAAAAAUUUUGAAAAUGAUAUUAUUCCUUGUACUCGUGAGCUAGUUAGAGUUUCAAUUCAGCAUCUUCAUGCCCAUGCCACAAA